Molecule: messenger RNA, 1277 nt
Organism: Rhincodon typus (whale shark)
Lineage: Eukaryota; Metazoa; Chordata; Chondrichthyes; Orectolobiformes; Rhincodontidae
Product: sorbitol dehydrogenase-like
Exons: 9
Coding region: 209-1189 (326 amino acids)
Biological process (GO): D-sorbitol catabolic process
Molecular function (GO): L-iditol 2-dehydrogenase (NAD+) activity
Source: RefSeq, a predicted model, not a curated record
AAGUUAACAAAAUAAGUUACACAGUUACGCCGGUGCAGCAAGGGUGGGGCAUCUGAACCAGCUCAGGGGAAAGGGGAAGUUUAAGCAGAGAGAGGGGGAGGUUUGCUUAACUUGAGGGACACACACAUCCUUCAACUCAUCUUCCAACCCAAGAUCCCAAGUCAGUAAACUCCACUGAAGAAGAAGGGAAGCACUAACAAGACCAAACAUGUCGCAGCAGGAGAACAUGGCUUUGGUGUUAGCCUGUGGAGAGUUGAAACUGGAAAAACGUCCAGUUCCAGAACUCUGCCCUGGCGACGUCCUGCUGAAGAUGGGUUUUGUUGGGAUCUGUAGUACGGAUGUCCAUUUCUGGUCAGAAGGAAAAUUUGGGGAUUGGGUUGUCAAGAAACCCCUUGUUCUUGGGCACGAAGCCUCAGGGACUGUGGUUAAAGUGUCCUGUGGUGUGAACCAUCUUAAAGCAGGUGACAAGGUUACUAUUGAACCCAUCGUCCCCAGGGAGAAUGAUGAAUAUGUUAGAAUUGGGCGCUACAACCUGUCCCCAACAUGCUUCAUGGCUGGCUUUCCUCCUGAUGAUGGGGCUAUGUGCCGAUAUUAUGUCCAUAAAGCCAACUACUGUUACAAACUUCCUGAAUGUGUGUGCUUAGAAGAAGGUGCAUUAGUUGAGCCUCUCUGUGUCGCGCUUCAUGCCUGUCAAAGAGGGCGAGUGAAAGUAGGUCAAAAGGUUUUCAUCUGUGGAGCCGGGCCAAUUGGACUGUUGACUCUACUUGUCUGCAAAGCCAUAGGAGUGACUCUGAUUGUGGUUUGCGGCCUUUUGUGGGCUGAAGUGAUUUUAAAAGGACGCAGAUUGACCGGAAAUGGCUGCAAUGAUUAUGUGACCACAGACUGCAUCAGAAACUCAAGCUGUGAAGCCAUCGCGUGCAACAUUAACAUUGGUCACUGUCUGCUCAGGUGGCACACUGCAAUCGCCCUGUUAGCUUCAAAGAAGGUGGAUGUCAAACCUCUGAUCACUCAUCGUUUUGGACUGGAGCAGGCCCAGGAAGGAUUUGAAUGCGUGAAGAAGGGAGCUGGAAUCAAAGCGGUCAUCAAUUGUGAACAGCAGCAGUGCCCAUCGCUGUGCCCACAGAACCAAUGCGGCCAACAACAAUCACAGUGCCAGACAAGACAGUGUCCCCAGCACAGCUUCUUCUGAUUGUUUGGUUUGCACAAUUACAGUUUUGACCACUGUAAAAGUAACAUCACCCAGCCAAUUGACCUUCUGCAAUAAACACUGUGUAUAA